Molecule: messenger RNA, 666 nt
Organism: Fusarium vanettenii 77-13-4
Lineage: Eukaryota; Fungi; Ascomycota; Sordariomycetes; Hypocreales; Nectriaceae
Exons: 1
Coding region: 1-666 (221 amino acids)
Source: RefSeq, a predicted model, not a curated record
AUGGAUCCAAAGAACGAUAUUUGCAAGUUACACGACGUGGCGAAGGCCCCAGCGGCCGUCACUUGGCUCCUACAGAACCGACCACCGCCCAGCUCCUCAGAGGAGGACGUUGGGUACGACACUUCUGGCUUGGACUGCCUUCUAAUCGUCAUUCGGAUGCUUUAUAGUGUCAAACUCUCCAUCUACACGUCGACUGAUAACCGGCUUGAAGCCGCCGAGGCACGGAACCCUGCUCUUCGACUGGCCUGGCAGCAUUACACCUACGCAUCUGGAGCGAGCCGGAUCCAGUGGGCGAUGGCUAAGAAGAAGGUUCUCGACGCCUUCAUCUCCUAUGAGCCCGACAUGUUUGACGCCAGUGAACCCCACUCCUUCGAUACCAGCUCUGAGAGACUCGCUGGGUCCAAGCUGAUGGAGGAGACUUUUUGGUGCCGACCCGAGUACCGGCUCUACCAGCAACCUCUUCUCAAGGAUGGAUCCGGCUGGGUCAUGAAGUACCUAUCAGAUACGCCGCCCCUCAAUCUGGAGCCUAUGGAGAUCGAUAUAGCCACCAUUCGAGAUUUUCCCGAGCCGACAUUCCAAGAGCACGUGGAUGAACACUUUGGGAGCUUCGAGUUGGAAGGCGGCUCCACGAUCCGGCACAUGUGCAAUGAACCGGCCAUCAUUUGA